Talaromyces rugulosus is the source of this 960-nucleotide messenger RNA. RefSeq lists its product as uncharacterized. The coding region runs from base 1 to 960 and encodes 319 amino acids. The transcript has 2 exons. The record is from RefSeq and is a predicted model, not a curated record. NCBI's taxonomy places the organism in Eukaryota, Fungi, Ascomycota, Eurotiomycetes, Eurotiales, Trichocomaceae.
AUGUCUUCAAAAACUGCCGUACUUGAAGAUGUCCUUUCGGACGAGUCCAGUUUUUAUGGAGACGACGAUACAAAGGAAGAAUUCGAAAAUCGCGCAGCAAGCUACGACGGUAGAGAAGACUGGCUCGAAUUCCAGCAAAACUCGCCCGCUGCAAUCGCAUACAAAACACUCCAUCCACCAGCAAAGAGCUCAGAAGCAGACGACGACGAGGCUGCGAAUCUUUCCUCCAAGCUGCUGCCAUCGCACAACAAACGGGCUCAUGUGCACGAUGGACGACAAGAGCAUUGUUGGCACAUGAACGAACCCAUCCACGAGUUCACAAGCAGACUACGACCUUCUGACGCAAUCUGUGCAGAACUACUGGGGCCUUGGAUUCGAGUGCGUUACCCGUUUACUAAAGAAGAGACAUCCGAUGAGGAAAUAGCACGCUUUGUUUCCCAAGGAAGGAGGCUUUUGUAUGACUUUGAGGAGGAUAAAUCGAAUCUUGAAGUAGCGCAUGCAAAAUCAAACGCCAAAAGCACAGCUCCGUUGACCCGCAAGCUCAACACGAUGCGCAAGACACUGGAGAAAAAGCUCUUGUCAAUGGCGCGAGAACGCGGCGUUACCGAUGGGAAGUGGAUGUUUUUUAAACCUCCGGGUCAGAUUGACGAGUACUGGACUACUAUUGCCGCUACAACGUCUAGAGGGGAGUUGGGGAUUCAAGCCAAAGUUGCUACAAGCUCGUCGUCCGCGUCGAGCAGCGAUCGAGUUAUCUGUGUGUAUACGCAUGAUUGGGAGGAUAAACGCGACGUGCGUCGUGUGUUGGAAAAAUCGGUUACAUUAGGACUGGUGAGAGAAGACCAGAAGCCGAUCUAUUACAAGUGCGAUGCUUGGACAUAUCUUGAUAUCAAAGCCAACAAUCCUUGGGGAUUGAAAGCGAGUAUGUAUUCAAGUAGGGACAUACUGCAAGGAAGACCCUAA